Molecule: messenger RNA, 2293 nt
Organism: Amaranthus tricolor (Joseph's coat)
Lineage: Eukaryota; Viridiplantae; Streptophyta; Magnoliopsida; Caryophyllales; Amaranthaceae
Product: aldehyde dehydrogenase family 3 member F1-like
Exons: 10
Coding region: 91-1545 (484 amino acids)
Biological process (GO): aldehyde metabolic process; signal transduction
Cellular component (GO): cytoplasm; membrane
Molecular function (GO): aldehyde dehydrogenase (NAD+) activity
Source: RefSeq, a predicted model, not a curated record
UUUAUAGAUCCAUUUACAGACAACAUUUUAUAUUCCAAAGAAGUAGCCUAAAAAAUUAAUUAAUUAAUUAUUAAAAAAUAAAGGAAAAAAAUGGAGAAAAAUAUAGAGGAAUUGAGAAUGUACUUUAAGGCAGGAAAAACAAGAGAAAUAUCAUGGAGGAAGAAGCAGUUGAAUGGAUUAUUGAAUUUUAUGAUUGAAAAAGAAGAAGAAAUAUUCAAAGCACUUAAAAAUGAUCUUGGUAAACACCCAGUUGAAUCAUUUAGAGAUGAGGUGGGACCACUUAUUAAGGACAUUAAUGCAGCAUUGGACAACUUAGCCGAUUGGAUGUCUGGUAAAAAGAUUAAAUUACCAUUAGCAGCAUAUAGUACAUCAGCAACCCUAGUGGCAGAACCUCUUGGUGUAGUCCUCAUAUUUUCGACAUGGAAUCUACCAUUCGGAGUAUCAAUUGAACCACUAAUAGGAGCAUUAGCAGCAGGAUGCACAGCAGUGGUAAAACCAUCAGAAUUAGCUCCUGCUUCCUCUGCACUUCUUGCUGCAGCUAUCCCAAAUUAUGUUGAUUCUGAAGCUGUUAAGAUUAUUGAAGGGGGAAUUGAUGUUUCUUCACAACUCUUGCAGUAUAAAUGGGACAAAAUCUUCUUUACAGGUAGCAGUCAAGUGGGGCGAAUAGUAAUGGCUGCAGCCGCGAAGCAUUUGACGCCAGUAGUUUUGGAAUUGGGUGGAAAAUGUCCUUGCAUCAUCGAUUCGCUGUCUAAAUCUUGGCGUACAGAGAUCAUUCUUAAACGCUUGCUGAGCGGAAAGUUUGGGACAACCAGCGGUCAAGCGUGUAUUGGAGUCGAUUAUAUCCUUGUCGAAGAGAAACUGGCCUCGACUUUGGUUGAUUUAUUGAAGAAUAGUAUCAGGAAAACUUAUGGGGAAAAACCCGAAAAUUGUGUUGCAAGAAUAAUCAACAAACAUCAUUUUCAGCGAUUGAAGGCACUUAUCGAUGAACCUCGAGUCAAAAAAUUGAUUGUGUAUGGUGGCUCAUAUGACGAGGAUAAACUGUUUAUUGAGCCAACCAUAUUGUUGAACCCUCCUUUGGAUGCUGAAAUCAUGAAAGAAGAAAUUUUUGGGCCUUUACUCCCUCUAAUUACAAUGAAGAAUAUUGAGGACAGUAUUGAAUUCAUAAAUUCAAGGCCAAAGCCACUUGCAAUAUAUUGCUUCACCAACAAUAAUAAACUCAUGCAAAGAGUAGCUUCAGAGACAUCAUCUGGUGCACUUUUAUUCAAUGACACAGUUAUUCAGUAUGCAGCUGAAGCAAUACCAUUUGGAGGGGUGGGAGAAAGCGGUAUUGGAAGAUAUCAUGGCAAAUAUUCAUUUGAUAUAUUUAGCCAUGAAAAACCAGUGCUUAAGAGAGAUUUAUUCCCGGAUUUUUGGUUCAGAUAUCCUCCUUGGACCAGUAAAAAGCUAGAGCUCUUUAGAGCUGCUUUUUUGUACAAAUACUUCAUCAUCGUCCUCGUCGCUUUGGGCUUCAAAAAGUCUCGAAAAAUCCCCAAUAUCGAGGCGUAGGAUCAUGUAAAACCACUAAAAAUGGUAAAUCAAGGAAUUGCAAGUUAUUUUAUCCAAUACUUCUAAGCUGCUUGAUGUUGGAUAACUAUUAGAGAUUGUAACACUAAUAAAUUCAAUGAGCUACUUCUUUUAAUUUUAGCUGCUGCGUAAAUUUGUUAGAACUUAUUUAUUAGCUUGAGUAACCCACUUAUAAGCUUAAGUAGAAGAGGCUCACUACUAAAAUCAAUUAGUGAUUGAAGACUACUCUUCAAAUUUAGAGCAUAUUUAUAUAUAUUUUUCCAAUGUAAGGAAAUUCAAGUGUAGGAAUACAAUGGGCAAUUUUCUUCUUCAUAUAUGAGUAUUCUUAUAGUAGUUUUUUGCUCUUCAAAUUUAGAGCAAUAUUUAUAUAUAUUCCAAUGUAAGGAAACUCAAGUGUAGGAAUACAAUGGGCAGUUUUCUUCUUCAUAUAUAAGUAUUCUUAUAGUAGUUUUUUGCUCUUCAAAUUUAGAGCGAUAUUUAUAUAUAAUCCAAUGUAAGGAAACUCAAGUGUAGGAAUACAAUGGGCAGUUUUCUUCUUCAUAUAUAAGUAUUCUUAUAGUAGUUUUUUGCUCUUCAAAUUUAGAGCGAUAUUUAUAUAUAAUCCAAUGUAAGGAAACUCAAGUGUAGGAAUACAAUGGGCAGUUUUCUUCUUCAUAUAUAAGUAUUCUUAUAGUAGUUUUUUGCUCUUCAAAUUUAGAGCGAUAUUUAUAUAUAUUCCAAUGUAAGGAAA